CAGGGCUGCUCCCUAAGUCUCAUGUAAACACACAUGAAGCAGCCUCACCCUUCCCACCUCCUUGAUUGGUAAAGCCAGGUAGUCUAGAGCCAGAGCCAGGGCAGGUGGCAGGAAGGCAGGUCUGGGACUUGACAGGCAGCACCUCCCAGGCCUCUGGUACAGAAUGUGGCCUCUGGGAGCCCUAGGUGGGGGCUGACCACAGCAUAGGCAGGGCUAGACUCCCCCGAGGCUGCAGCAGUUGGUUUCUGGUGGAGAGUGCCACCAGCACUAAUGAAGAAGACACCCUUCACAGAGCCCGGCACACAGUAGGGACAAGGACUCAGAGUGGGACCAGUUCUGAAUCUGUUCUUUUUUGGAAACAACAAGUUUUCUUCCUGGCACAGCCUGUUGCUCGUCUGGAAAAGGGGUAGGCGUGGGCUGCGGGGUGGGGGUCAGGCUGUGUGUGGGAACCAGCAAGCUCCUCCAAGAGCAGCACUUAUUUUUAGUCUUCUCCCCAGUCCCAAAUAAACUGAGAGCAGCUGGGAGCCCUGGGUAAACGCUGAGUGAAGCAGAGACAGGAAAUCGGGGCUCUCGGUAAUGAGUUCCAGCCACUCCAGAAGGGGGAAGCCAGACAAGGAAUUUUCUUCAGGACUGGUUCCCUCUGGCAGGCUCUGGUAUUAUCACUGAGAAGAACAUUCCCGUGUGUGUGCCUGUGUGUUGUGUUUACAACCCCUGUCCAAGUCUUUUUUUUCCCCUACAUUUUUAUUAGGUUUGAGUGCUCCGUAGGGCUCUGCAUCCCAGUCCCCCCAGGGUGUGUGUGUGUGUGCACGCGCCUGUGGGGGUCGUGGGGGAGGACCCUGGCACGGCACAGUCUGGGCUGAGUCCUUGUGUAUCUGAAACUGUCUAGGGAAAGACUGAAGGACGCAGGCCAGAGAAGUGGGGAAAUUUGAACACAGCUUGGUGUUCCCGAGGGGGGAGGGGACAGAGGCAAGGAAGAGGCGAGAACUUGGUCUCCAGCCAGAAAAAGGGCUUUUUCAACCAAGGAAUCUAACUGCUGACAUGGGUGCCCAGCAUGGAUGGGGACAUUGAUGUUUACAAGCAUUUCUCGUGGCUGAAGAGGUCCCAGGUAAAUCACCACAGUGCUGCUAACAAUGAAACCUACCAGGAACGCUUGGCACGUCUAGAAGGAGAUAAGGAGUCCCUCAUAUUACAGGUGAGUGUGCUCACAGAUCAAGUGGAAGCCCAGGGAGAGAAGAUUCGGGACCUGGAAGUGUGUCUGGAAGGACACCAGGUGAAACUCAAUGCUGCUGAGGAGAUGCUCCAGCAGGAGCUGCUAAGUCGCACCUCUCUUGAGACCCAGAAGCUUGAUCUGAUGACUGAAGUGUCUGAGCUGAAGCUCAAGCUGGUUGGCAUGGAGAAGGAGCAGAGAGAGCAGGAAGAGAAGCAGAGAAAAGCAGAGUCGGUUCUGAAUGUGAUCAGUGAGCUGCAGGAGCAAAUGUGUAGGCUGCAGCUGGACAUCCACAGGCAGAUUCAAGAGCGUCUGUUACUCAGUAGGGAGCACCCUGAGGAGAUGGCGGCGGGCAAUGAUGUGGCCGAGGCCCAGCCCUGCAGCCAGGACUGUGCCCGUUGGGAGGGGUCACCUGAGUUAUUGCAAGAGCUUAGGCACCUCAAAAUCAAAGUGGAAGAGUUGGAAAAUGAACGGAAUCAGUAUGAGUGGAAGCUAAAGGCCACUAAGGCUGAGGUAGCCCAGCUUCAAGAGCAGGUGGCCCUGAAAGAUGCAGAAAUCGAGCGUCUGCACAGCCAGCUCUCUCGGACUGCAGUUCUCCAUGGUGACCAGGCAGAAAGAGACCAAGAAAUUCAACGUCUGAAAAAGGGGAUGGAAACUCUGCUUGUUGCCAAUGAAGAUAAGGACCGUCGCAUAGAGGAGCUUACUGGGCUGUUAAACCAGUACCGAAGAGUGAAGGAGAUUGUGAUGACAACUCAAGGGCCUUCCGAGAAAACGCUCUCAAUCAAUGAAGAAGAACUGGAGGGAAGUUUCAGGAAGUGGAACACCACAAAUAAAGGCCCUGAAGAUUUAUUUAAACAAGAGAUGCCUCCAAGGUGUAGCUCUCCCACACUGGGGCCCCCUCCACUGCCACAGAAGUCACUGGAAACCAGAGCUCAGAAAAAACUCUCCUGUAGUCUAGAAGACUUGAGAAGUGAAGCUGUGGAUAAGUGUGUCAAUGGGAACCAGAUCUCCCCGGUAAUAGAACCCAAGGAUGGCUCUUUCCUGGUGGACCACAAAUACCCCACAUUACCUGGGAAGCUUUCAGGGGCUAUACCCAAUGGAGAGGCUGCCCUAUCUCCCACUGCUGGCAAGCCAGAUGCCACAGGGAGCAGCUUGCAGAGGCUGAAUCGUGGCCGGAGUGUCAGUGCCCCUGUAUUAGGUACUGUACCAGUUCCAGGAGACACAGAAAGUGCUUGGGAUGACAUUGCCAUGGCAAAUGACCUCUCUUCCACAUCAUCUGGCACCGAAUCAAGUCCCCAGUCUCCCCUGACACCAGAUGGUAAAAGGAGUCCCAAAGGCAUCAAGAAGUUCUGGGGAAAAAUUCGAAGAACUCAGUCAGGAAAUUUCAACACUGAUGCACCAGGGAUGGCGGAGUUUCGAAGAGGUGGGCUCCGGGCAACUGCAGGACCAAGACUGUCUAGGACCAGAGACGCCAAGGGACAGAAAAAUGACGCCAACGCCCCCUUUGCCCAGUGGAGCACAGAGCGUGUGUGUGCGUGGCUGGAGGACUUUGGCCUGGCUCAGUACGUGAUCUUUGCCAGGCAGUGGGUAUCUUCUGGCCACACAUUAUUGACAGCUACCCCUCAGGACAUGGAAAAGGAGCUGGGAAUUAAGCACCCUCUUCACAGGAAGAAGCUGAUUUUGGCAGUGAAAGCCAUCAAUGCCAAGCAGGAAGAGAAGUCUGCACUGCUAGACCACAUUUGGGUGACACGGUGGCUUGAUGAUAUUGGCUUACCCCAAUACAAAGACCAAUUUCAUGAAUCCAGAGUUGAUGGGCGAAUGCUACAAUACCUAACUGUGAAUGAUUUACUCUUCUUAAAAGUUACCAGCCAACUACAUCAUCUCAGCAUCAAAUGUGCCAUUCACGUGCUGCAUGUCAACAAGUUCAACCCCCACUGCCUGCACAGGCGGCCAGCUGAUGAGAGUAACCUUUCUCCUUCAGAAGUUGUGCAGUGGUCCAACCACAGGGUGAUGGAGUGGUUGCGAUCAGUGGACCUGGCAGAGUACGCACCCAACCUUCGAGGGAGUGGCGUCCACGGAGGUCUCAUUAUCCUGGAGCCACGCUUCACUGGGGACACCCUGGCUAUGCUGCUCAAUAUCCCACCACAGAAGACUCUCCUCAGGCGCCACCUGACCACCAAAUUCAAUGCUCUGAUUGGUCCUGAGGCAGAACAAGAAAAGCGAGAGAAAAUGACCUCACCAACUUACACACCACUGACCACCACAGCCAAAGUCCGGCCAAGGAAACUAGGAUUUUCACAUUUUGGAAACAUAAGAAAAAAGAAAUUUGAUGAAUCGACAGACUACAUUUGCCCAAUGGAGCCCAGUGACGGUGUUGGCGACAGUCACAAGGUCUACAGUGGCUAUCGGGGCCUCAGCCCUCUUGAUGCCCCUGAACUGGAUGGGCUGGACCAGAUGGCACCUUCAGAAGGCACCGUGACGCAGAUAGGGCUCCUCUCCCAAGACAUCCACCGCCUUACGACCAUGCUGAGCCAGGACCAGCUGCUGAACGACUCCCGUCUGGCUGCUCCCAAUACUGAUGACUGGAGAUGACUUUCUUCAUGGCCAAAAGCCCAGAGAGACACGUGUCAGGGCCCCUAGCCUUUGCUUCAUUGGGAAGCUGGCAUACAACCAGCUGCAGAGCCUGGUCAGGAUUGCCAGGGUGUCUCGCACAGGGUGCUGGCAGGAACACAGCAGGGCUGUGGGACAGAUGUCCAGGAGGUGGCUCUAGUGUCCCUGUGUGUUUACAACCAUGCCGUGCUCUUCGCUGCAGCUUUUAUACCUUUUGUACUUUUAUACAUGGACUGCUGACCACAUUUGUGGGAAAAGCAUUGAGACAUGAGUGCAGACUCAAGGGUACAUGCAUUCCUGGUUAUAGCCUGGAGGCUCUUAACACCAAACAGGAAGAGCUGUUUGUUCAUAAAACUG
Molecule: messenger RNA, 4174 nt
Organism: Nycticebus coucang (slow loris)
Lineage: Eukaryota; Metazoa; Chordata; Mammalia; Primates; Lorisidae
Gene: PPFIBP2
Product: PPFIA binding protein 2
Exons: 26
Coding region: 1052-3799 (915 amino acids)
Biological process (GO): neuromuscular junction development
Cellular component (GO): presynaptic active zone
Molecular function (GO): protein binding
Source: RefSeq, a predicted model, not a curated record